This is a messenger RNA of Hymenoscyphus albidus, 3420 nucleotides long. Lineage: Eukaryota; Fungi; Ascomycota; Leotiomycetes; Helotiales; Helotiaceae. The record is from the annotation of a GenBank genome assembly.
UGAUAAACAAGACGAGACAUUCAAUUUAAUAGGUACCACGCAGAGCAUUCACGGUCUUGAUUGAAUUCUCUCUCCUGUUGCUGUCUAUUCUCCGCGGAAUAUACGACGUGUCCUAGUCAUCCAUCUCUUCACUCGGUCGUUGCUCUUCGAUCCCAUACUGAUUGUCUUCUUCCACCGUACUUGUACUCGUACCGCACUUUCUUUUUCUUCAUCCCAACUCCGACUCCAACUCGCCGACGAUAAUGAGAUAAGCCUUCCGUCAAGCUCUGUCGGGUCCCACAACAGCACCAGCACCUCCUUCUACACCUCCAUCUACUUCUGUACUUCUUCACCUGCUACUGUCCCUACAACUGACACACACGCUUCUCUUUCUCUCUCUCGCUCAGCCCCAUCAUCAAUCGCAAAUAUCAACACCAAUAUGUCUUCUCCCGGUCGAGGGCAAUCGCCGCGUCCCAAACCCGUCCCAAUAAAUUCUGGUAGUCCUUCCGAGUCUUUUCGUGCCGGUAGUCCAGCCCCAAGAGCCGUCUCAACCGCACGAUUAGCUGCCUCUCCAGUCCCUUCGCAUAUGGGAACGCCUCAGAUCCGGCAGAUACCUACACCAAGUCAAAAUGCUCAAUCAGACUCCGAGUCACAACGAAUACCCUCGGAAGGGCUGACUCCUCUCGCAGGAGCAGCACCCCACUCAUCGACCCCAGGUCCCGGCAUAUCAGCACUCGCGGCGGCGUUAUCGAAUUCCUUGGGUCAGUCACCACCAAGAUUUGGCACUCCUCCUCUCCGACCAUUGUCUCCUACCACAGCCGGACAACAAGUGGACUCUCAAGCGGCUGCUGCUGGGCCUUCAGGCUCACAGAGCAAUUAUGGCUCCUUCGAUACACGCGCAAGAUCAAUCCAAGGAACGUCGGGGUGGGAAGGGCAAAGCACAUAUGAGGACCCCGAGAUUGUACGAAGACACUUGGUUCAGCCAUCAGAAACGGAGCAAGUGCCGGCAGGAGGUCUAGCAGACGGUGGUAUAUUUGGUCAACCCAUGUCCUUUAAAGCCGGGUCCCCUGCUUUCAGAGCUAAACAAGCGAGUGAUUCGAUAGCCCCCGGGCUUGAUGACGACGAAUUCUCAAGUUUGAGAUUACAAGGAGGAGAUGUUACACGACCUAUAUACAGAUGGACGGAGGGGGCACAGGCCAAAGCACAGGGUCGAGGGAGAAGUAUGAGUUUCGUUCUUGCUCGUCCUCACCCCGAAGAUGAUACACUAGAUAUCGAUUCCAUAAAAAUACCUGGUGGGUUCCGACGAAAUUUCCUAAGAAGAGCUGCAGGAAGCCCAACUCCUGGGGUAGACUACGAUGCGGAGGAAGGCGUUGGAGGGCCAUCAACACGAAGACAGGGCCCAAAAUUACUGACCAACAACUUUAUCGAAUUCUUGACGUUAUACGGACAUUUCGCAGGUGAGGAGUUGGAAGAGGAUGACGAAGUACUCGAACCAGAUGAGUACUUUUCCUCGGACGCUUAUGAUGGUACCCGGUCCGACAGCGAUGAUGACAGAGAGCCGAUGGAGAAUAGCGCGCUGCUUACUCCUGGUCGAAGAAAGAGAAAGCGUAAGGAUCGUUCUCCACCUGGAAACAAUACUCCCAUGGGAGCCUUCCUACUUCUACUCAAAUCCUUUGUUGGAACUGGAGUUUUAUUCUUGCCCAAGGCAUAUCUCAAUGGAGGUAUGCUAUUUAGUAAUUUGGUAUUACUGUUCGUGGCCCUAUUGAGUUAUUAUUGCUUUGUCCUAUUGGUCAAUACUCGCUUGGUAGUCGAUGGUUCUUUUGGAGAUAUUGGUGGCACUCUCUAUGGCAGAUGGAUGAGAAACACGAUUCUUGCCUCCAUUGUCAUCAGUCAGAUUGGAUUUGUGGCAGCUUAUAUUGUUUUUACGUCUGAAAAUCUGCAAGCGUUCGUUUUGGCUGUCUCAAAUUGCAAAACUCAUAUCGACAUUCAAUGGUUGAUCUUGAUGCAGAUGGCAAUCUUCUUACCAUUCUCAUUGCUCCGGGAUAUUAGCAAACUUGGUUUCACGGCUCUUAUUGCCGAUGCCUUCAUCUUGAUUGGUUUGGCCUAUCUCUAUUACUACGAUAUAUUCACCAUGGUCAAACAAGGUGGAAUGGCCGAUAUCGUCCGCUUCAAUCCUCAAGAUUGGACACUUUUUAUUGGCACAGCCAUCUUUACCUUUGAGGGAAUCGGUCUCAUCAUUCCUAUUCAGGAAUCAAUGAAGAAUCCCAAAAAGUUUCCAAAGGUGCUUGGUAUUGUCAUGAUUCUUAUCACCUUCGUCUUCAUCUCGAUGGGCGCCUUAUCAUAUGCCGCUUACGGUUCCAAAACUGAGACGGUCGUCAUUUUGAACAUGCCACAAGACUCCAAAUUUGUCAAUGGUGUCCAGUUCCUCUAUUCGGUUGCCAUUCUUCUCUCGACGCCCCUUCAAAUCUUCCCCGCCAUCAGAAUUACAGAAAACGAACUCUUUACACGAAGUGGGAAAUACAAUCCAUAUAUCAAAUGGCAAAAGAACGUCUUUCGAUUCUUCGUCGUUAUGCUUUGUGCUGCAAUUGCUUGGGUGGGCGCUAAUGAUUUGGAUAAAUUCGUGUCUAUUGUUGGUAGUUUUGCUUGUGUGCCGCUUGUGUAUAUUUACCCUGUAUGUUCAUCUUCCUCUCUCCCCUUUCCCGUCUUCCUUGGACGAUUACUAAUUGUAACCAGCCUAUGCUCCACAUGCGCGGCGUGGCCAAGAACAAUUUCCGCAAGGGCUGCGACGUCUUGCUUUGCGUCUUCGGAUUCGUUGUUAUGGCCUACACCACGGCUCUCACUUUGAAGAGUUGGGCAGGGGGAGACUCGGCGCCUCAACUUCCUAGUUAUUGUGAUAAGAAGCGGGCUGGACUUCUAUAGUUAUUGUUCCCAUUCUGGACGAGAUGUGGGGAUUGAAUAGAUGUGAUGGAUAGAUGGGAUGGCAUGGGAAUUUCCCGGAAGGGUUCCCUUGGGUUGUCAAUGAGAUUGUUUUUUGGUCAGGGUUCCUCGAUGUUCGUGACCCUUCUUUGUAGAGUGCCUUGGGCUCUCUUUCCUGUGUGUGUGUGUUGUUGUUGUUGUUUUUUCUUGAUUAAGCAUGAGCAGGCAUAGGCAUAGCGGGUUCCUCUUUUUUGCGUAAUCGGAGAUACACUUUUCUUGUUUUUGUGUGCUUGUUUCCUUCCCUUUUUUUCGUUUGUUUAUAGGAUAUAGGAUAUAAGAUAUAGUAUAGGAUGGGGGAUUCGAUGGCAUGGUAUGGUAUAGGAUAGGUGAGAUGGCAUGAUAGGGCAUGGUAUGGUAUAGAUUGGGUAUCUCUUUUGAGAGAUGAGCUGAGCUGAGCUGAGAUGGGAAAGGGGGGGUUAGGGGAAGGUAUAUUUUGUGGGGACUUGAUUGAUGGUGAGGAUGGGG